Molecule: messenger RNA, 1035 nt
Organism: Bombyx mori (domestic silkworm)
Lineage: Eukaryota; Metazoa; Arthropoda; Insecta; Lepidoptera; Bombycidae
Gene: CPG20
Product: cuticular protein glycine-rich 20
Exons: 2
Coding region: 43-522 (159 amino acids)
Source: RefSeq, marked provisional
CAUUGCUUCGUUAACAACCGAAGUGACACACCACCAUACACCAUGAAAGCCUUCGUCGCGUGCAUAGCCCUUGCGCUGGUCUCCUGCGCCUACGCUGAAGCUCCCGGUGGCUACAACUACAACCGUCCCUCCGGUGGUGGAGGCUUCAGCGGUGGAUUCAGCGGCGGCCUCAGCGGCGGCGGUAGCUACCAAGCCGUUUCCUCGGGCUACCAGACCUCAGAAGGCCAGAACGUCGACCCUCAACUCCUCGAACAAAUCCGUCAGAUCCUCCUUAAAGAAGAAGCCUCAUCCUCAUCUCACGGUGGCAGCGCUCCUUCCUCAUCUUACGGAGCACCUUCAUCAUCCUAUGGCGUACCCUCAACUAGCUACGGUGUCCCGUCUGCCCGUGUUGUAGGACUCCAGCUUGAAGGUGUCCGUCAGGCCAUCCAGGUCGCUCAAUACGAACAAAGCGGCCACGGAUCUGGUGGUUCCGGUGGAUACCCCGGCCGCGUCCCCUCCGGUAGCUACGGCGCUCCUUACUAAGACGGAAUUCAAGCCCGGACCGAUAUUUGAUAUUCAAUUUGAAGCAAGAAAUCAACUAUGAUAAACAUGAAAAAAAAACCACUUCGAUUAAGGACGUUGAUUGUCAAAUGCCAAGUCACCACGAAUGGUUCGGGCAUCCGAUUAUUCGGUUGAAUUCGCAACAUUCUCGAGGACAGCCGAAUGUUUUAACCAAUGGGCCGGCAGCCACGUACAAUGUAGGUGAUGCCGGCGGCCGCUGCUUGUCAACUCUUCGGCCAACGCUUGCGACUGUGCACGCACUCGGGUGGGAACGUCGCGGUGGCUAGCCAGUCGCUUGUAUUUGACAAGUGUCAAAGCUGUCAACCUGACAGUUUGAGCACUUGUCAAAACAGAAACGAAAGGUGAAGUGGCUCGCCACCGGGCGUUACUCAUGUCUUGUAAAAAGUAUACAUUAAGUAUAGAAUAAUUUUUGUAUUAUAUUAUGUUUUUUAAUGUUAUUAUUUACAAAAAAAUAAAUACAUUUUGACACCGUUA